UCCGGGCCCCAAGUCCCCAGAGAGGUGAGUCGGAUGCAGGUGGGCGCGCGGUGCCGGGUUGUCGGUGGCGCUGCUGUCGCAGGCGCCACCCCCGGCUCGCACCCAGCCACAUAGUAGAGCCGCGCGCCAGAGUGCUGCAGCUUCGCCAAGCCCCGGGCCAGUUGGGGCGCGGAGCCGGAGCCGGGCGCCCUGGGAGGCCGGAGCGGCUGGGCCUUGGAGCCUCGGUGGCGAGCAGCCGCCGCGCCUCCGUGUACCUUGCUCGCCAGCAGGAGGUUUCCGCUAACUCCCCGGCGUGCGCCGUGGCCUGUCUGGGCUCGCCCUGUAGCGCCCAGCCAGAUGCUGGAGGCGGCCUAAGGAGGAUGCGGGGCAGCUGGUGCAGGCUACCUGAGUGACAUCCUGAACUUUUCCCAGGGAUUCCUGCCAGCCCCUUAGGUCACGUUGCGCAUUUUCCUCUGAGGCCUCUUGUGCUUGUCGCUGAAAUAAAAGCGGUAUUUCCCCCAGUUUCCUUUUAGGACAUUAUGACUUUUUUCCUUUGCAAGACAGUUCAAGGAACUGGCAGAAAAACAAACUCUUCCCACCCCCAGGGACUGUGUUGUCUUCAGGAGUUUGGAGUCAAGGCCAGCGAAUGAGGAGGCUCUGUCUGCAUCCUUUCCUCUCCAACAUCCUCAAAGGAGCUUCGUUUCUAGCAUCUUUCUAGCAUUCAGGGCCAUGAUUCCGAAGGCUUGAGCUUUUUAUAAGGAGAGAGAAGCUGUCUCCUGUGCCCCAAAAUGGCGGCUAAGAUGGAGAUAACUUUGAGCUCGCAGUCCCAUAUUCAGGCUUCCUCCAAGCAAGAGAGACAUAUAAUAGCAAAGCUAGAAGAAAAACGGGAGCCUGCUCUGCAAAAAGACUGGCCGGAUCCUGAGCUCUCCCGCCAGAAUUUUAGACGGUUUUGUUAUCAAGAGGUGUCUGGACCCCAAGAGGCACUCUCCCGUCUCCGGCAGCUCUGUCGUCAGUGGUUACAGCCCGAGGUGCACAGCAAGGAGCAGAUUUUGGAGCUGCUGGUGCUGGAGCAGUUUCUGAACAUCCUGCCUCCGGAGAUCCAGGCUCGGGCCAGGCAUCGAUGUCCAGUGAGCAGCAAGGAGAUUUUGACCCUGGUAGAAGAUUUUCACAGAGCAGCCAAGGGACCAAAGCAGUGGGUGGCUGUUUGUAUGGAGGGCCAGAAGGUGCUCUUGGAGAAAAUUGGGUCCCAGCUUGGAGAACAGGAACUGCCAGACUUUCAACCGCAAACUCCUAGAGGAUAUCCUAGGGAGAGCUCUCUGGAGGAAACGUCCCAGGCAGGAUCUCAGGAUCAGCGGAGCCCCCAUCAAUGGGAAAAAUCCCCGCUUCUCCAGGAACCAACCCCCAAAUUGGCUGAGACAGAAGCCUCCAGAAUGAAAAACGACAACAAGGAAAAUCCACAGCAGGAAGGGGCUAAAGGAGCAAAGCCAUGUGUAUUAUCAGUGGGCAGACCCAAAGGGAAUGGUCUGCAGAGCCCCGAACCCAGAGGGGCGACUGUGAGUGAGCCCCGGUUGUCGCGGAGGCAGAUCAGCCCCCCACGUGCUCAAAAGCCAUUUGCUCACUACCAGAGACAUUGCAGGGAACUGGAAUAUGUCAGCGGCCCCCUGAAAAGCCACCCACUGAGAGAGCUGAAGAAAAGCAAGGGAGGCAAAAGAAGCCUGAGCAGCCGUUUGCAACGUCUUGGUCACCAGCCAACCCGCUCAGCGAAGAAACCUUACAAAUGUGAUGACUGUGGGAAAAGCUUCACAUGGAAUUCAGAGCUGAAAAGACACAAGCGAGUCCACACGGGUGAGAGGCCCUACACGUGUGGAGAAUGUGGGAACUGCUUUGGGCGGCAGUCCACCCUGAAGCUGCACCAGAGGAUCCACACUGGAGAGAAGCCCUACCAGUGCGGCCAGUGUGGGAAAAGCUUUCGCCAGAGCUCAAACCUUCACCAGCAUCACAGACUGCACCAUGGGGACUGAAAGCAGGACUGGGUCCUCUCUGUUCAGAAGGAAGGUAUUUGGAUUUCUCCUUCCCCUUGCUUGCAUGUAAAUCACAAAGACUGUCUGCGUGACUUACAAGGAAGAAAGCAGGAGGUCCCUGAGGAAUGAUGGCGUCCAUCAGUCUGGUGAGGAGUCGGGAAGUGGCUGAUGGGGACGUGACCAUGAACAGAGAUGUGACGUGUACAGGGACCAGGGGAGAGACGGCAGGUCUGGGCGUUGGGUCAGAGUGCACUGGGGUGUCUUUUGGAGAGUGGGGAGUCACUACUGAGGGAGAAUCAGGACGAUCCUGCAGGUGUGCCCCACAACUUGAUGUUAAAUCUCCUCCUGCUGCUUUAUUUAUCAUCUAAAUCUGUUCAAGGAUAAAUCCUAUAUAUAGUUAUGCGUUUGCUGUCAUACCAGACAAUCUUUAUCACGCGCACACUCCUUUAAUAAAGAUGAGUGAUCCGCAA
Messenger RNA from Hippopotamus amphibius kiboko, 2470 nucleotides. It is a transcript of the gene ZNF174, whose product is annotated as zinc finger protein 174. The coding region runs from base 768 to 2000 and encodes 410 amino acids. The transcript is spliced from 3 exons. The record is from RefSeq and is a predicted model, not a curated record. Lineage: Eukaryota; Metazoa; Chordata; Mammalia; Artiodactyla; Hippopotamidae.